Phanerochaete carnosa HHB-10118-sp is the source of this 1708-nucleotide messenger RNA. RefSeq lists its product as uncharacterized. The transcript has a single exon. Lineage: Eukaryota; Fungi; Basidiomycota; Agaricomycetes; Polyporales; Phanerochaetaceae. The record is from RefSeq and is a predicted model, not a curated record. Bases 1 to 1683 code for a protein of 560 amino acids.
AUGUCAAGUCUUACGGAUAUAACUGUCGCAGAAGGCUAUACCCUCUCGACAUCUCCUAUCAGCAAGCUCGCACCGGAACUCCUCGCUGAAGUUUUCCAUUGGUGCAUCCUCAACGUCGCCGCCGCACGCCUCAUGAACACUGCGCCGCCUCUAGCACCGUACUCCUGGCUCACCAUCCGCCACGUCUGCCACACAUGGCGUGACGUCGCUCUGGCGUUUCCUGAGCUGUCGACACACAUCUGGUUGACCCGACCUGAGUGUGUCAUUGACAUGCUUGGCAGAUCGGGUACUCUUCCCCUGCAUAUACACAGUGUCGAACGCUUCUACAUGAAUCCUACAGAGGAGGCCGAAAUGCUUCACAUGGUUCUUUCCCAGUUUGAGCGCGUCGCUGAUGCGUCGUUUGUGCUUGCCGAGGAGAUUCUCCGUAGCUAUAAGCCGGACCCGCAACUGAAAAAGCACACGGUCCGCGCCUCACAGUUACGGUCUUUGAAGCUGUACAUAUGGCGUGCCAACCCUAGUUGGAGACCGCCCUGGCUGCUCUUUGCCGGUUUCGACUUCCCGGCAUUGCGCGAGUUGACAUGUGUACACACGAAUAUUGCUAUGCUUCACACCCUCGUCGCUCCUAGGUUAUGUCAUCUGCGGCUCUUCCACUCUGAACUGCAGCUGGAACAAGAACUACUACCCCUGCUCAAUCAGCUUGGAGUGCUCGAGGAGCUCGAGCUAGACGAGGCGAUGCGGUCCUUCGCAGGGCCCCAGCAAGCCCUGGGCGCCAUUCUGUCAGCUCCAAACUCUCCGACUUCAGUCACUCUUCCUCGCCUGAAAAGACUUUCCAUCAAACAUGUUUCUGCAGAUGCGGUCUUCUAUUUGCUUCAUCGACUCUCUUUUCCCCUGUCUGCUUCUGUGGUGCUCCAAGCCUCGUGGCGACCUAGACGCCCUUCUUCCUAUGACAGCUACGUUGCUGUCAUCCUCGCGAAAAUAGAGGGUCUCUGCUUUCACACGCUCUCGCUGUCCACAACGGCUGAAUCUGGAGUUACCUUUCGCUUAUGGGGCGAUCGUCUGGCUGUUGAUCAUGGGCACCUUUCACAAUUAUACUCGGGCGAGGCCGCACACUUCAGCUGCUCUCUGCGCAUUCCUCCCAGAUUACUCAUAACAUAUCUCAUUGAGGAGCUUCCGCUCGGUCAAAUAGAGUGCACAUUGCUUUCGGAGCAGGCGGUGGGCCUGAAUGACGCAGUAGCAUGGGAGACCGUCCUAUCCCUCAUGCCUUCGGUGGAGGAUCUCGUGAUGCAGUAUGAAACCUUUGAUUACCUUGCGAACGAUGCUCAACCGUAUCGUAUCCGGCCUGCGAACACCUACUCGUUGUGCCCUUCUCUCGAGACGCUCCGGAUACGCGAGCUGCACCACUGGAGCUCGUUAAUGUUGGACUUCUCCUCCGACGUCGUCCACCUCGGCUGUGUCGCGCGGGGGCUGGCAGAGCGCAAGGAUGGCGUUGGAAAGAUGGACAUCACCCGGGAGGUUGAGGACUUCCAUGAGGAAUAUCCCUGCCCACAUGAAGGCGGACGUGGCUGUCGGCAACCACCGGGCUACGAAAGUAGUUUGAGUGCACCCGUACAACGCAGGAACCAUUUCAAAGCGCGUAUCUUGGAUGGUGCUUUUCGGGUACCUAAUUUGUUCAAGAGACGCUAGUUUGCUUCUCAUUUUCCAGUCUUAU